This is a messenger RNA of Cladocopium goreaui, 804 nucleotides long. The record is from the annotation of a GenBank genome assembly. NCBI's taxonomy places the organism in Eukaryota, Dinophyceae, Suessiales, Symbiodiniaceae.
AUGGAUAUCAGGAAAGACAAGGUCUUGCAUGACUUGACGUCUUCCCGUGGGUUCUGUCUAGCCUUGCUCCGGUUGCUUCGAGUGCAGCCCAAUGGAAUGAUAUGGGGCGGCAACCCUUGUGCUAGUUGGGUUUGGAUAAGUGCAUCUACGACGAAGCGACGCAGCCGCGAACAUGGCAUUUUCGGAGAUGAAGGGCUGGAAGGGGUGCGGGUUGCUAAUUGUUUAGCAGCCCGCUUUGCUCUAUUGGCCAUGGUGGCCAUUGUUAAUGGUGUUUGGUGGUCUGUAGAACAGCCAUCUUCAAGCUGUCUUCCCGAGUGCCCCUACGUGGCCCACGUCAUGACCAACAUGGCACCUACGUGGUACUUGCGAACGUGGAUGGGGGCAUUUAACCACUUCUGUAGUAAACCUACAGCAUUGUUUGGAUCAUGGCCAUUGCUUGAAGAACUUAAAUGCCGGCUUUCACAAGCAGAACAAAAGUCAUUGAGGGAGUCAUCGGCCGGCAUGUAUACCAAGAAGAGAUUACCGGAUGGACGGGUGAGGGUUACUGGAGGAAAAAGGCUGAAAGAAAGUGGAGCUUACACACCAGAGUUUGGAAAGCGCGUCGCUCAACUAUUUAAAAAGGGCGCAGUUUCAGCAUCGCACCUUGCUGCACAGCGACAACGAUCUCUGUGGAAACUAGAAGGCCCUAAGGGCUUUGAGCAGCCCUUGGACUGGAAACAUGCUGACUUACCAGCUCUUCGGCAGUUCCUUUUGGAGGAGAUUGCAGCCAACAGGUUCCAUGCCCAACCUGGCCUUCCAUUGUAG